This is a messenger RNA of Venturia canescens, 3184 nucleotides long. Its product is annotated as putative mediator of RNA polymerase II transcription subunit 26. The transcript has 4 exons. Bases 284 to 2479 code for a protein of 731 amino acids. NCBI's taxonomy places the organism in Eukaryota, Metazoa, Arthropoda, Insecta, Hymenoptera, Ichneumonidae. The record is from RefSeq and is a predicted model, not a curated record.
GCAGACAAAAGAGGAGAGUCGGUGUGUACGGACAGAGAGAACAAGGGAGAAGCAAAGCAUCAUUUUAUGACGCGAAGGUGUCGGGUCCGAGAGCGGAACGCGUAACGACGGGAUCUAAUGGCUUUUCGUAUUAUUUUGGGCCCGGUGUAACAAUGAGCGGAUAGAGUACGAAAAGGAAGUACCUGAAAUGGUGGGCUCGGAGUAGUAGCUCGUAGAACGUAAAAUGUAAAUGGUCGCAGGUAUAGCAGAGUUUCAGCAACGCCGUUAAUAUUCAGCUUCGAAUAUGGCGGUGCAAACCAUGUGGAUAAGGAAGCACAUGCUCCAAUCACCCUGCGCCGAUUUCGCUCAUCCGGAACGCCAAAUGUCCGAAAACGAAAUGCGAGUGAUGCGUUCGAUUCAAAAGCUGUCGAUACCGGAUUGGUAUUUGAACAAGAGUUCGCGCCCGCCAAAAAUACUUUCGAACGACACGCCGAUAGAUCGACGUCCAGCGCCAUGGAAGAAUUUGCCGGUAAAGAAAUCUUCGGUUCCAAUAACGACGACUGCGCAACAGAAAAAUUGUGCAGUAUUGCGCAACGGUGCUUCAGAGACUGUAAUCGAAUCCUCUUCGAGAAGCAAAAAGAAUAACUGCACUUAUAAAAUCAACCGAAAUUCACCGACGAAGAAGUCUCCGGCGAAGCAGGCUGCUGCAGCGUCGAAGAGCGCGGAAAGCAGUCCCGGAAAAUCGAAGCUCGCGAGCAACAGUCAAACCUUUCCCCGCGUCUCGCCCAGCCGAAAAAUCCAAAACAUCAAUAUCGUCUUUCCCCAAGAAAUUGAAAAUCAGAAGCGUCUCAUGGUAACAAACUUGGACGAUCUGUCGGGCGAGGAUAUGCCGAGGGAUUCGUUGGUCGAGACAGAAACGGGAAAAGAUGAGCAAAGUCGCGCCACAGCUCGGGGCGCCUGCGCCAAGCCGAACGACGCUGAUUUCCUUCCAGAAAGAGCCUCGACUCCCGAAACGUCUCGGAACUCGAGCGAAGCCGGUUCCGAUUUGACAUCGGGAAAAGUGAAUCGUAGGGGUCCCUCUAUCUGCCCAUUUUUUAUUAAAAGUUCGCUCGUCGAAGCAAAAUCAAAAGUCGAAAGUGACGAAGAAGAAUCGCGAAAAUCGUCGCUUCCGAUCCGUGCGUUGGGCGCUGGAAAAAAAUGCCAGGAGGACAAUUCUGCGAGAAAUAUAAUAUUCGGGAAGGAAAACAAGAGACAGAGUGCGUUCCCAGCGAAGAAGGUCGCCGCGGCAGCAGAAAGGCAACAGUGCGGUUCUUGCAACACCGCAACAGCUGGUCAAACCUCGACGUCAUCUUCUCGAACAUCGAGUUUUAGACCGAAAACAAUGCUUCCUCCGAUCCCCGAAAAAAGUAUCGAUUCAGUACAGUUUUUCAACCCGUCGAAUAUUCGUCUCAAAAAAUCUACGAGCAAUUCGUUCUUCAAUGUGCCGAUCAAGUCAGCGGAGGUAAACAAAUUAACAAAAACUGUCGCGCCGUCCGAAGCUCGCACGAGUCUCGUGAGCGACAUUAUCGAGGAGCUCAAUCAAAGGUGCAAAAUAUCUCCGAAAUCAAGCCUCGUCUCUCCGAGCUCAAAGAACUUCGUAAAAAAGCUCGUGAGAGCGUUGGAAACUGGAGUGACUCGGAAAAAUGAGAAACAAGAAAUUCCGUACAUAAAAUUUACGAAUCGUAACGGUACCGAAGAGCUUCUCGACGAAGAUGUUUUCAUCGAUGGAGAAAACAGCAGCGAGGACGAGGUUAAGUCGGUGGCAGUAUCGACGUCGAUAUCGUACAAAGGAACUGACAGUAGCAGCAACACCAGCGACACGGAUCCGGGAUCGCCAACGAUCAAGUAUAAUUACGACGAUUUAUACAAUUGGAAUUCAAUGAUUCAUAAUAACCAGGAGCCAACCGUUCCGUUGAACAACAACAACAACAACAAUAACAACAACAACAACAACAAAAACAACAACAGUAACAAAAAAGACCGUACGAGCAAUCACAAUUCAGAAAAAGCCGAGCCGAUCGAAGAGAACGAAGUGAUGUACUGGAUCCAAAAAUGCGACUGGAAUUUACCGAGAACUAGUUCUCUGUUGAGCCUCAAUUCGCGAGUUUCUUCGAACAAGUUUGACCAAUCUUGCCGUUGCAUAAGCCCCAUAGACCAGCCGAACGAUCGUGGCUCUGUAUUAUCAUCGCGAUCAGGAAGACUGUCGUCUAACGGUUGGGGCAACGUUUACAUAACCUCCAGAACUCCGCCUAUCCGAAAACCCCGUCUCAAUAAAACGACCGUUUUGGAUUCCGGGUAUUCGGACAGAUCGAGUUCCUCUCCAUCCUCGUACACGGAAGACAAACAUUUAUUUGAUUACACUGGAACCACUCAAACGGCUUCCGAAACUGACUAUUGCAACGAUUCAAUUACCUCCGAGCGAAGAACAAGCCGAAUCCAUGGACGACCCAUUAUUAUUUGAACAAAUGCACUCUCGAAAUGGGAGGAUCGAACAAAACAGUAAUCUCAGAGAAAAAGUACUAUUUGUAAAUUUGUAUCCACGUUCGUUUGCAAUUAGCAGUGUAGGUUGUCACUACGCUGCUUUUUUUACCUCCAUUUUUGUUUACGGCUGUGGCAAAACUGCGUAUCCAGCGUUUCGUAGUCGAUUGAGAUCGCUGUCUUUAUUUAUGAACUUGUUUCCUACGUGCCGAGGUGUGACUUUAAAAAACUAUUGUUCAUUAUAAUACGAUGUUUCAGUGACUUUAGUCAUUAUAGUCAUUUUGAGAGAAUGUUUUAUUGCAUUAUAAAUGAGACUCAUAUAUUUUACGCUAUUUCCAUUGGAAUGUGACUAUUUCAAAAACUUUCAAUGUUCCUGCUCAUGUCGCUUUAGAGUAUUGAAUUUUUUUCGACUCUUCAGAUCAAAUGAAAAUUUAUAAUUCAUCUUGAAUUUCAUGUGCUAUAUUCAAAAGUUAUUACCGUUUUUUUUCUAAAAUUUUCAUAAUGAAAUUUGAAACACGCUUCAUCAUUGUCGAUUGAAAGUAAGAAUAUUUUAUUUUAAUUCCGUAUCACGUUCUUGCGGUAAAAGAUUGUAUUGUAUAACAAUAACAUUUAUACAAAUUUGAUAUAAAUAUAUGUAUACAUAUUUGCGAUUCGAUUAAUAAAGUAUAGUGCAAUAAAAAAAGAAAAA